AUGAAGCACCGGGACACCAACGAGGACGACGAGGGCGAGCAGGAACCGACAGCGGCGCUGAAGCUCAGUCCCUCCACACCCGCGAGCAGUACUAUCGCCGGGGAGGGGAACCCUUUCCCCUCCCACCCAGGAUCGAGGGCGCCGACCCCGCCGGCGAACAGCAGCACAAGGCGGCGCAGAGAGCACCCCCACAGGGAGACAACCACGUACGGACCCGUCAACUUGCCGAAGCUGGCACCACUUGGAACACCACCACCAGCCACCUACCCACCUUCAAAGCCCGCAACCGGCAACUUGCGUUCCCCAGGCAACGCCUCCAAGGAGGAAGCGACGCCCAUGGCGCCGCCACUGCCCAAUCCGAAGGAUUUUGGGUUUCACCCGGGAACAAGGGCCGGGGUGGGGAGAUCAGGGCCUCAACGGUGCUUCAAGAGGGAGUGCGGCGCCCGAGAGCAUCGCCACCGCCGUGGUCAGGCUAGCCGACCAGGGAUUUCUCCCGAUCCUGAACUCCCAACACCAGCACCCCACCGCCACCAGAGCCAGCACCCCAGGGACACCAGCGACCGGAUCUGGGCGGGGGAGAGAGCAAAAGGGGGAAAAUGA
Messenger RNA from Lolium perenne, 600 nucleotides. The record is from RefSeq and is a predicted model, not a curated record. Lineage: Eukaryota; Viridiplantae; Streptophyta; Magnoliopsida; Poales; Poaceae.